UGCAUGGAUGUGUGAGAUACACACAUACAUGUAAUAGAUCGGCAAUACAGUAGGCAACAAACAAACAAACUUCUGAGCAAGCAGCAAGGUCCAAGCUACAGUAGUAUACCAAGAGCCAGACGCUUUAUACUUUUACACGCUGCAAGAACAAUUUUUUAGCAUCGCAUCGAGACCAUCAGCUUUGGAAAAUAAUCAUCGGACAGAUUUAAGCAAUGACAUCGAGAAGCCCUCACAAUCAGCCUUCCUCCAGAGCAAGGAGAGACCUCCACAUUAGCAGUGGAUCUUCCGUGGCAAGUGUCUCCAGUGCCUACAGUGUCACUUCUUCCUUUCGCCAUCACCAAAAUGCGCCAUGGUCUCCACCCACUCCUUCCACGCCAAAGCCAAUGUUGGCCGUGGAUUCCACCCAUACUCCCAAGACGAGAGGAUCUGUGGGCAUUAUGAUUGUGGGAUUGGGAGGUGCCAAUGGAACCACCCUAUUGGCUGGAAUUCUCGCCAAUAGACUCAACAGUCAGUGGAGAGGUCCGCAGGGACAACCCAUGCAACCAAACUACUAUGGAUGCAUCACACAGUUGAAACAAAAGGGAAAGUUUGGAGGAGUUGGAUUCAAAGAUAAAAUUCAGGGUCUAGCUGAUGCUUCCAUGGCGGCUGUUGGAGGAUGGGAUAUCAGACCCACCAAGGUUGGAGACGCUUUGCUUGCUCAUCAAAUUUUAGAUUAUGAUCUGGUCAGACAGUUAAAGGAGGAAAUGAAUAAAGUUAAAAUAUUCAGGGGGGUCUAUGAUCCUCGCUUCAUUGGACCCUCUCAACAUUCAACAGCAACACAUGUACUCUCCAAUGACGAAGCUUCCAAUGACAGUGAAGCACUCAAAUGCUUAAGAGCCGAUAUCCGAUAUUUCAAGUGGAGAAAUGGAGUCGUCGGACACACAACAGUCAUCUGGAGUGCUUCAGUUGAACCCAAUUGUGAUUUGCUAGAAAACAUACAUUCUGCAAGGGACUUGUUAGAAGCCAUUGAAACACAUGAAGAACGUCGUGGUGGACCUCUGCCACCCUCAUUGUUAUACGCCACGGCUGCUCUACUCGAAGGAUGCUCCUUUGUCAAUGGUGGCAGCCAAAAUACACUGUCUUGUCCUGGACUUGCAGAUUUGGCAAGACAACAAGUUGGGGUAUACUGCUUGGGGACCGACUUUAAAGCUGGACAAACCAAAUUCAAAACAGCCGCAGUGGAGUACUUGAGAACCAUGGGACUCGCACCCCGAGUCAUUGCCUCCUCCAAUCACCUUGGAAACAACGAUAUGAAAAACCUGGAUACUGCCAAGGCCGCAAGCAGUGCCAAACUGAGAGUCAAACAAGACAUUUUUGCGCCGUGGGAAGAGGAUAUAGACCACAAGGUCAGCAUCAUGUUCACACCUGAAAUCAAUGACGACAAACGUGAUUUUGUAGAGUACACCAGUCAUGCAUUUCUGGGGCAAACACACACCAUGGUUACCUACACGCGCGCCUCGGAUUCGGUACUCUGUGUGCCGCUCAUGAUUGAUGCCGCAGUUUGGUGUGAUUUCUUCGCGGGGCGUAGUUGGCCUUAUGAAAAGGUGGCCAAGGCGCUCGCCUACCUUUUCAAGGUACCUGAAGGGGUUGCCAAGGGUGUGGACCCAGGUUUUUUCCGACAAAUGCACGAAUUGGAGCUGCAAAGUAUGGCCGCACACGAAGCAAAAACAUCAAAGUCCAAAGAUGCCACUGUGAAAAAGCGAGUCCGGAUCCGGCCAGAGGAGAAAACGACGGAAUGGGCUAUCCCACACGAUGCAAGAAUAAUCUGUGCUGGUCUAGCAUGUGUAGACAUGCAGCUGAAUCAUGCCACAGGAGGCGACGGUGGUGAGCACAUUGAAACAUUUGCCGGUGAAAAGAGCAUUGGCGGAGGAAGUGUAUCAAUGGCUUGCAAAACACUGGCUCGAUUGUGUCAUGGACCACCGUUGGAUGACGAGUACAUGCAAGUGACACCACCAGUGGUGCAUUCUGUCAUUCCUCUCUGUAAAAUUGGCAACGACGAUACCGGAAACAAGCUUCUAUCACUAUUGAAAAACUGCGGAGGCUGUCGGAAUGUAGAUACGACAUACACAAAGAUUGCCAGACAAAAAGACCCUUCUGCACGGACCGCGUUGGCCGUCUUACCAAUCUACCAGGAUGGAAGAAGAGGUUGCUUCUUUGAUGCGGCAUCCAACAGUACAUUCUCUGCUCGUGAGCUGGUGCAGAUGAUUGGUAGCCUUUCUUCUGGAUCCACUGGACCGAUGUUGGACUACUCACAAAUGACAAACGAUGAGAUUGACGACUACAGAGAACGACUUGAAGUUUUGACUCCCGAUUACGGUGCCUUCCUGUUUGGCUACCCACACCUGCUUCCUCAGAUUCAGGGCGAAGCGCUAGCACAGGUUCUGUUGGAAGCCAGAAGCAUUAUGAUCGACGGUGGCAUUAUCGCGUUGGACUUGAACGGCGUCCCAGAGGGCACAUUCCCAAUUCGAGAAGGAUCAAUCCGAUCUCUCUCUGAUCUGCGCAACGACGCAGUGAUUGGAAUGGCAUUGGAGCACGUCGACAUUCUGCACUUGAAUGAAGAUGAGCUUUGCUUGCUCACCGGGUGCGAGGUGGUAGGAACAGCUGAAUCCGAGUUGGAAGACGAGUAUGCCAUCGCAAUGGCAGUAAACUUGUUUCUCAAUGCUGGCGUCGGAGUUGUAGCCGUUACCAGGGGCUCCAAGGGAAGCUUUGUCAGUUGCAACAAUGAAGAGCGAUUUCGACGAACUCCAAUGCUUCCCAACUCUUGGGUUGAUUGCACUGCUAGGGGUAGUGCUUUGCAGCUUCCUCCUGGGACGAUCAUCAACUCGAACGGAGCUGGCGAUUCGUACACUUCGGGGCUCCUUGUAGCAUCGAUGUUGCGACACACAGGGAUGACCGUCCCAAUUCGGAAUGAAGACGGCAGAGACGAAGAGAUUUCUCCAAAGAGCCAAAUUCCUCCCCUGAAAGGGAAACUUGCAUCCGGCAAGAAGAGGAUGACUCCGUACACACUGUACAUGCGAGAGAACUACGUUACACUGAAGCAACAAUGCAAUGACGACAAGAAAGCCAUCUUCACUAAGUGCCAUGAGAUGUGGGAGAAUGAAGCAGACGAAGUUAAAUCCAUGUACGAGCGCAAAGCUUUGGAAGAAAAUGAAGCAGACGCCGAGAACGAAAUAUCGAACCGCGUGAUAGACGACAUGGAAGCUCUUGAUUCAACCCAACAAUUGACUUCUCCAUCUCACGAUAUCGAAGAGAACCCUCGCAACCUGUAUAUGACAAAUCGAUCGUUGAACCUAGAAUCGGCUGUCUUGUUUGCAAGUUUGGUGGCCGCCUACCACAUUGACAUGUCCACUCGAGACAGAAAGCACAUCGAUAUGCUACAACUGCUAGAACGCUCCAUGGUUUUUCCCACUGGUCUUGAAGAGAUCUAGAACCCAGCAACUCACCGAGGGGUACCGAUCGGCUUGGACCCCCUGUGUUGUGCGCUGAUGUAUAAACUAAUCCGGUAGUACCUAAAAUACACUAGACUAGAAUCGAUUUCCC
Messenger RNA from Seminavis robusta, 3579 nucleotides. The record is from the annotation of a GenBank genome assembly. Lineage: Eukaryota; Bacillariophyta; Bacillariophyceae; Naviculales; Naviculaceae.